Molecule: messenger RNA, 1797 nt
Organism: Naegleria gruberi
Lineage: Eukaryota; Heterolobosea; Eutetramitea; Acrasida; Naegleriidae
Product: ubiquitin protein
Exons: 1
Coding region: 196-1797 (533 amino acids)
Biological process (GO): ubiquitin-dependent protein catabolic process
Cellular component (GO): cytosol
Molecular function (GO): polyubiquitin modification-dependent protein binding
Source: RefSeq, a predicted model, not a curated record
AAUCUAUUCACCACCACUCUUUUGUUGGAUUGUGUGAUUGACAAAUUUUCUCUCAAACGUUCAAGUUGGAUAAUUCGUGUUUUUGGAAACAAUUUAUAGUAAUAUUACGAGACUAUUUGUACGUUUUUUAAUUCGACAACACUUGAUAUUGAUUAUCGGAUUGUAUUAUUGGAUUAUAGUUGAUUAUAAAUUACAAUGAAAGUAAAUAUUAGAUGCUCUAAUGGUGAUACUUUUGCCGUUAAUGAUGUUGAUCUUAACCAAACUGUUGCUGAAUUCAAACAAGUUGUUGCUGACCAAUCACAAAUUCCUGCCAGUGACCAACGUUUGAUUUAUAGAGGUAAGGUGUUGAAGGAUCAAGCUACCCUGAAGAGUUAUGGAGUUGAAGAUGGUCUAACUGUUCACUUGGUGAGAGGAACACCAAAACCAGCAACAGCCACACCAUCAACUACUACUACUAGUACAACAGCCACCACCACUCCUACAACCACCACAACUACAACACCAACUCCUACAACCACAACACCAACCACAAAUACAACUACCUCUACACCAACCUCCACUCCAUCAAAUAAUACUACAAACCAACAACAACAACAAAAUCCAUUUAAUAUGUUUGGAGGUAUGGGAGGUAUGGGUAAUAUGUUCGGAAAUAUGGGAAGUGGUGGAAUGCCAAAUAUGGAUCCAAAUACAAUGCAACAAAUGAUGAAUAAUCCUAUGGUUCAAAGCUUAAUGAAUAAUCCUGAUUUUAUUCGUGAAAUUAUGGGCACUAAUCCACAAAUUCAAGAAAUUAUGAGAAAUAAUCCUGAAGUUGGAAGAAUGCUCCAAGAUCCUGAAAUGAUCAGAAGAGCUAUGGAAAUGUCAAGAAAUCCUGAACUCAUGAGAGAAAUGAUGAGAAAUACUGAUUUGGCACUCAGCAAUAUUGAAAAUCUUCCUGGUGGAUUUGAUGCUCUCAGAAGAAUGUACAGUGAUGUUCAAGAACCUCUUCAUGAAGCCACUAGUGAAAUGUUGAGACAACCAAAUCAACCAAACACUACUCCAAAUCAACCAACAAAUAAUGUUCCAAGUGGACAACCAUUCAACAUGUGGGGAAAUAACCCACCACCAACAACUGGAACUACUACUACCAACACAAAUACAACUAGUAAUAAUAACACUACCACUGGUACUAAUCAAAAUACUAAUCCAUUCUCAAUGUUUGGAAAUAUGGGAGGAAUGGGAGGUAUGGGAGGAAUGGGUGGAAUGCCAAAUAUAAACCCACAACAAGCCCAACAAAUGAUGAAUAAUCCAUUCAUGCAACAAAUGAUGCAACAAAUGCUCUCAGAUCCUAACACAUUGGAUCAAUUGAUUGGUUCUAAUCCAAUGCUUCAACAAAUGUCACAACAAAAUCCAAUGCUGAGAACCAUGUUGGGUAAUCCACAAUUUAUUCAACAAGUCAUGCAAUUGCAAGGGUUAUUAAAUCAAAAUCAACCUCCAAAUACAACCACUAAUACUGGUACAACGCCAACUGGUACACCUAAUCCAUUUGAAAAUUUGCAACAAAUGAUGCAAGGAAUGAAUUUGGGAGGAAAUACAGGAGGUCAAAAUCCAUUUGCCAUGUUUGGUAAUCCAUUUAUGGCACCUCAACAACAAACAAACCAACAACCACCUAGAGAACGUUUUGCUACUCAACUGACUCAACUUCAAGAAAUGGGCUUUUUCGAUGAACAAUCAAACAUUGAAGCUUUACUUGUGGCUAAUGGUAAUGUAAAUGCAGCAAUUGAAUAUCUCCUUUCCAAUCCUCCUCCAAGCAGAAACUAA